Oncorhynchus mykiss (rainbow trout) is the source of this 1870-nucleotide messenger RNA. RefSeq lists its product as uncharacterized. Gene Ontology annotation, molecular function: ubiquitin protein ligase activity. Gene Ontology annotation, cellular component: intracellular membrane-bounded organelle; membrane; cytoplasm. Gene Ontology annotation, biological process: protein K48-linked ubiquitination; proteasome-mediated ubiquitin-dependent protein catabolic process. The record is from RefSeq and is a predicted model, not a curated record. Lineage: Eukaryota; Metazoa; Chordata; Actinopteri; Salmoniformes; Salmonidae.
CAAAGAAGAAGAAGAUGAAACUGAAUUCACUUCCGCUGGUAACCAAAAGCAGUCAGAUGUGAGGGAUGUCAAAGAAAAUUAAAUGUGGAGAGAAGAGACGAUUCAGAAACAGGAAAGGGACCGUUUGACAAUACUCUAUUUAUAGAACGAAGAUAAUUUAAGAGAUCGUGGUAAGAAUUUAAAUAGACAUUUAGCUAAAUCUUCUGUUUUGUGGGUAAAAAACGAAAGAGAUGGGGACAAGAGCUAGUCGUUUACAAGAGGACCCAGUGUCUUCGGCUUUCGUCAAAGAUGGCAUAAAGCGGGAUUCCUAUCGACGACCCCGCUGCAAUAGACCCGCCAGUCUUAAAAUAGACUUUUCGGGGAGUUUUGACGAUUCGGAGACCAACCGUAGCCGAUCGGAGGAGGGCAGCGAUUCGGACAUAGGGCAACAGGCGAGCGCCGUUGGAAGCCCCGCCGACCACAACAGCCACCCAUCCAUCAGCCAGUCAUCACCAGCGGAAGACAACAGCGAAUGCAAGCGUGAGGAAGACGGUAAUAGCAGUCCCGAGGGUGCUGUCAACGGGGAACAUCUGCCUGGAGAGGAGACAGGCCGGGUGUCUCACCGCACUUUCUCUGAACGUUUACCCGGCAAUCGACACUCUAACUGGCGCAACGUCAGCGCAAGAUCCGCACGAAUGAGAGGCAUCAAUCAACGCCCGGCGUCGGAGGCUUGGAUUGGCCUCUACCGUGUCAACAACCGACAUGAUAUCCGCUGUCCGUUCUGCUCCAAGUCUUUCUCGGGGGGCAAGAUUGAGAAUCACCUGUUGAGCUGCCUCACAUCUCCAUCUCUCCCUUACAACACGGACGUGCUCAGUAAGGACAGCGGUGAGUGCUCCAUCUGUCUGGAGGAGCUGCAGCAAGGAGAGACCAUUGCCCGGCUGGCCUGCCUAUGUGUCUACCACAAGGGCUGUAUAGACUCCUGGUCCAAGGUGAAGCCAUGCUGUCCCGAACACCCUUUUGAUUGAAUCAUGGGUCACAUGUCCUGCUCAGGGACACACCUGACUCUGGAGACUGCAAUGUUUCUAUAAUUGCAGCAAAUAUAUUACGGCAAUGAAAAAUACCAGAGGCAAGCCUCCUAAUUUUACAGACCCAGACACAGCCCCACAAGGAUCUCAAUGAAAAAUACCAGAGGCAAGCCUCCUAAUUUUACAGACCCAGACACAGCCCCACAAGGAUGUCAAUGAAAAAUACGAGGCAAGCCUCCUAAUUUUACUGACCCAGACACAGGCCCACAAGGAUGUCAAUGAAAAAUACCAGAGGCAAGCCUCCUAAUUUUACAGACCCAGACACAGCCCCACAAGGAUGUCAAUGAAAAAUACCAGAGGCAAGCCUCCUAAUUUUACUGACCCAGACACAGCCCCACAAGGAUGCCAAUGAAAAAUACCAGAGGCAAGCCUCCUCAUUUUACAGACCCAGACACAGCCCCACAAGGAUGUCAAUGAAAAAUACCAGAGGCAAGCCUCCUAAUUUUACUGACCCAGACACAGCCCCACAAGGAUGUCAAUGAAAAAUACCAGAGGCAAGCCUCCUAAUUUUACUGACCCAGACACAGCCCCACAAGGAUGUCAAUGAAAAAUACCAGAGGCAAGCCUCCUAAUUUUACUGACCCAGACACAGCCCCACAAGGAUGUCAAUGAAAAAUACCAGAGGCAAGCCUCCUAAUUUUACUGACCCAGACACAGCCCCACAAGGAUGUCAAUGAAAAAUACCAGAGGCAAGCCUCCUAAUUUUACUGACCCAGACACAGCCCCACAAGGAUGUCAAUGAAAAAUACCAGAGGCAAGCCUCCUAAUUUUACAGACCCAGACACAGCCCCACAAGGAUGCGACCG